UGCUGAUGUUAUUGUGUCUCACUUCCGCAUAGAGAAUGCCAGCUCAGAGAGGAUGCUGUACAGUACAGCCAGCGCUAUAUUUGUAGCUAAUGCACAUAAAAUAAUGUCAGUUAUGGCUGUUUUUCUAUAGAGAUCUGAAUAUGUGUGAAAUGUUCGCGUUUGAUCGGUGAUCAUUGUUAAGCUUAGUAAAACAGUAGUUUAAUAUCGGAGUGGUCGUGGCCCUUUUCGGAGCUGUUAUGCUAGCUGUUAUUUAUUGAAGAGAAUCAGUGAUGUGCAGGAAAUCGGAUGGCACUGGUGUUUUCACUGCAGGUCCUGCGAGCUGAAGAUAAAACACAGCCGUGUUGUUGUAAAAUGUCAACAACAUCAUGAACCUGAAAAAGUCUAGAAAUAUCGGAGCCUCCUCCAUCUCCUUGGAUGGGGUUGGAAAAGAUGCUGACUCUAAGAGGAAGAGGAAGAUGGCGGAGAUCACACAGGCUCUGAACGCGACACCUGUCGACGUGGCCACACUGAGGAGGAUGGCCAUCAGUGAAGGAGGGCUCAUGACCGAUGAGAUCCGCUGUAAAGUCUGGCCUCAUCUACUGAACGUCCCUGUAGACAGCAUCCCUGAAAAACUUGAUGAAGUGGAUAGAGAGAAUAAUAAGGACUACAACCAGGUGCUGUUGGAUGUGCAGAGAUCCCUGAGACGCUUUCCUCCAGGUAUGCCUGAUGAGCAGAGGAUGGGACUGCAGGAGGAGCUGAUCGACAUCAUCCUGCGCGUGCUGCAGAAAAACCCCCAGCUGCACUAUUACCAGGGCUAUCACGACAUUGUGGUCACCUUCCUGCUCGUGCUGGGAGAACGCCUCGCCACUGCGCUGGUGGAGAAACUCUCCACACACCAUCUCAGGGACUUUAUGGACCCCACCAUGGACAACACAAAACACAUCCUCAACUACCUUAUGCCGAUUAUAGACCGAGUCAACCCAGAGGUGUACGACUUCAUGCAACAAGCCGAGGUGGGCACCAUCUUCGCCCUGAGCUGGCUCAUCACCUGGUUCGGCCAUGUAUUAUCAGAUUUCCGCCACGUAGUGCGGUUAUACGAUUUCUUCUUGGCCUGCCAUCCACUGAUGCCAAUUUAUUUUGCUGCUGUGAUCGUCCUGUAUAGGGAGGAGGAGGUGCUGGACUGUGAGUGUGACAUGGCCAUGAUGCACCACCUGCUCUCUCAGAUCCCUCAGGAUCUCCCCUACGAGACCCUGAUCAGCCGAGCCGGAGAUCUUUUUGUACAGUUCCCUCCGUCUGAGCUGGCAAAAGGAACGACUCAGGAGCGCACUCAGCAAACGGCCGUGUCCACCUUCAGAGACUUUGAUUUGGCCUCAGCGCAGCAGCGGCCUGACACAGUCCUCCGCCGCAGGCGGAGAGAGCAGCAGCAGCAGCAGCAGCAGCAUGGCGGCACCAUCGAUGCUCAGCAUGGCACCAUGGCCGUGAUUCGACCUGCCGCUCGCCGACUUGUCAGACUAGCAGUGAUGGGCAUCACCGUGGCACUGGGGGCUGCUGCAUUGGCUGUUGUGAACUCUGCUCUGGAGUGGGCACCUAAACUCGACCUACUGUUCCCUUAGCAUGCACCAACCAGACCUAUCUCUCUCCAAGGACUCUGGGAUGGGCUGUCUUCAUUUCUUUUUUUAUUUAUAUUUGUGAGGCCUAAUUAAUGUCUUGCUAAGAGAGAUUACAGUAAAGUGUUUUUUCCCGCCAUCAGUCGAAGCUGAGGAUCUGGAAUGGAUGAUGAGUAACACACUACUGAGCCAUGAGAAGUACUUGUGUUGUGAGAGAGAAACAGUGUAAGUUUUUAUUUGAACAGGUUUGCCUAAAUAUGAAGUUGAAUUGUUGUCAGAAGUAAUCACAUGUAAAUGCAGCCUCAAACUAGUAAUUUUAUGAAUUCUGAAUCCAUAGUCAAUUUUGUAAAUCUCUAAUUUGUCAAGAUUUGUUUGCUUAUCAUGUGAUAUUGAUUUUGUACAGUACAUCUUGUACAAUUGGUUUAUACUUUACUCUUUUACACUUUCGGGACCCAUCCACUUGCCCCUACCUCCUCACCUUUCUGGAUCCAUCCACUUGCCCCUACCUCCUCACCUUUAUGGACCCAUCCACUUGCCCCUACCUCCUCACCUUUCUGGACCCAUCCACUUUCCUCUACCUCCUCACCUUUAUGUACCCAUCCACUUUCCUCUACCUCCUCACCUUUCUGGAACCAUCUACUUGCCCAUACCUUCUCACCCAUCUGUACCCAUCCACUUGCCUCCUUACCUUUCUGGACUCUUCCACUUGGCCACACCCCCAUCAGUUCUCUGAAGCUGACCACUUGACCUCGCCUCCUUACCUUUCUGGACAGAUCCACUUGGACCCACACCAUCAGCUCUCUAAAGCCAGCUACUUGGCCAUGUCUCUUUACCUUUCUGGACAGAUCCACUUGGCCACACAUCCAUCAUUUCUCUAAAGCUGGCCACUUGGCCAUGUCUCUUUACCUUUCUG
This is a messenger RNA of Pangasianodon hypophthalmus (striped catfish), 2499 nucleotides long. It is a transcript of the gene tbc1d20, whose product is annotated as TBC1 domain family, member 20. The transcript is spliced from 8 exons. Gene Ontology annotation, molecular function: GTPase activator activity. NCBI's taxonomy places the organism in Eukaryota, Metazoa, Chordata, Actinopteri, Siluriformes, Pangasiidae. The record is from RefSeq and is a predicted model, not a curated record. The coding region runs from base 366 to 1592 and encodes 408 amino acids. Gene Ontology annotation, biological process: endoplasmic reticulum to Golgi vesicle-mediated transport; positive regulation of GTPase activity. Gene Ontology annotation, cellular component: endoplasmic reticulum membrane.